This is a messenger RNA of Spirometra erinaceieuropaei, 8478 nucleotides long. Lineage: Eukaryota; Metazoa; Platyhelminthes; Cestoda; Diphyllobothriidea; Diphyllobothriidae. The record is from the annotation of a GenBank genome assembly.
AUGAGCCAGUCCGAAACCACUUAUAUGGCUACAGACACCAAGGCAGCUGCUCUUGUGCCCUCCUACCUCGCGUGCCCGCCGCAGAACAACCCUCUGCCUAUUUGGCCACUUCCCAUCGCCAGGCUCUACCGCCAUUUGGAGCGUCUUCGCCAGGAUCGAAAUCUCGCUGCUGUGCUCAUUGUGGCAGGCGAGCUGCAAGUCCGUUCACAAGCCUAUGGAGGCAACUGACUGAGUUUCCGACCAUUGGACCAUCUUCACACCUCUCCAAAAAGACGUUUUCUUCUUAGCCUUUCUUCCUGAACUCCGAUUUAGGACAAGAACGAGCCAAAUAAGUGGAUGGCCGAUCCUUACAGACAGAAUAUUUGCUAUAUUGGCGCAUUUUCAGUAUUUUAUCUUGGAAAGCGGUCUUUUCAGUUGACCGGUAUUUUAACAGAUAAAACGAAAUCACUCUAAUCCCUGAAGGGGCUACAUUUAGACUUUUUGACCAAUACACUGAUAUGUAACAAAGCAAACUGCUUAUAGUUUUAUUUGCGUGGAAAAGCAGCACAGGAUUGUAUACUCUACACACAUAAAUGAAUAAAACUUUUUUCAUCUAAGAAAUCAGUGACUAUCGCGUACAUUCAGUGAAUCUCUGUUCCAACCUGAAACAAGAAGCUAUUGUCAAUGUGGCCAAACGAUAUGGCUACAAUGUGCUUGCGCUCGCGCAAAAUCUGGAUGACAUGGCAGUCAGGUAGGCAACAUCUUUUGCCAAAACCACAACGUCCGCCAUCAGGGUAUUGUGGUGGAAUUUUUCGAGUUUUACGUCUUUUAAGUUGGCUACGAUUAAGACUGAAGUUUAUUAUUCACGGGCAUAUUUUCUCACCCAAUAUAUUUAGAGUGUAUCGAGGGGUGUCGAAUGGGAAUAAAGACCCGAUUAGGAAUGCUCAUUGGCUUGCACACGUUCAACUGCCUUUGGUCUUCAUGGUUUAACAAUUUCCACCUGGUUGCAAAAUAGCAGGUGUCUUCUUCACUUUUUACUCGAAGCACCUAAUGUAAUGACUGCAGUACCGGACUUCAUUUACUCCUGUAUGUACUAGUCCAACUCCUGAUCUCGCGUCAUCAGGAUUUAGGUGUUAUGACGACAUACGCAGAAAAGACCAGAGUCUUAAUGUGUGUAGAAAGGGACUGGACCCUUAGAAGGGUGGUUUGACCUCCAGUGUUUAGCAUCAGAAUCAUGUAUUUACGGCACCAGUUUUUACAAUCAAACCCUUGAUCAACGCCAUUUUUCUGCGUGGUGGCUACUUUGCUCGUUUAAGUAGUUGGAAUUUCCAACUCAUAGUGUGAUCUGAUGAAUCUGUCUGGUCAAACCUCAUGAGAGAUUUCGGUUCCGACAGCGAAAGCACUACACACAAUUGAUUAUCAUGUCACAGACGUCUCCUGCUUUGUGCGCCCUCGAGCUGCUGUGUAAAUGACGACGGAUUUCGUCCAGACGUAGCCCUAAGUCUCUUCGUCCCAUGGGUAACUCCUUCUGAGGACUAAUUUAAGCCGACACUACUGCACCUAAAAGUGAACCGGUCAUUCAAACUUUUCAGACGUUUGUGCGAUGUGCUCGUGAUGACGUGCGUUGGAACUAGACCGCAGACCACUUGUAUACACGUGAUUUAGGAGGUCUAUGGAGUGACGAAACUGUAAAUGCAAGGUUCCCGCAUAGCGUGCCAUUGCCUGUUGUUGUAGAUAGCAACUACCCAUACCGCCGCCUCAAUCGUCAGACAUUUAGUUUUUGCGUAAUAGCAAGUAUUGCGUCUCCUGCACUUCAAAACUUGAGCCCAAACGGCAGUUAGAGUAUGCUAGUUGCUUAAAAAAGGUAACCAUUCAGAGCAGACCACCUGAGGGGGGUACAUCAAAACGAUCAGGCGCAGUCAAUCACUUAUUCACAAUGGCUUUGUCAAACCUCCACCCUUUUCCUUGCCCACAGUGGGCGCAUUCUUACGCUUGUAAACAGCGAUACCUAACGCCCGCCCAUUAUCUCAGCAAGCCCUUCUUAAGGAUAGGUAGGCAGACACAACGAAAUGCUAGUACUUUGUACCUUAACCGGAGAUCUUUUGCAGUCAAGUCAGUACACCGUGAUCAAUGUUCACGAUCACAUUAAAGGAGCUUGCCAGCUGUCUGUCACGGUCUGGGAAGGCAGUUUCGGCGCAGAAUGUCAUUUGGUUUUCGGAGAACAAAUUUGGACGAUACAAUUUACAAAAUUAUCUCAUGCGUGACAUAUUUUUCACGUUUCCAGACCAUACCGCAGAUGAUGUCAGACUUCGUCCAGAUGUGCCCAUUGGCUUCUGCUAACUAGGGGCCAAACUCACCUCAGAAUUCGCUACGAAAUGACUUGCACACACGACCUAACAACAACCGCUAAUUGCCAACAGAGGCAAACAGACGAGUCCCCUUCUUCCGGGAUCGUCGCACGUGGUGUGCUAAUUUUUUGAUGGCCGACCUUCGCCUCGUUAAUUGCUGCAAAUUCAUCACGUGCGUUGGAUGCUGGUGUCAUCACAAUUAACACCAAAAUCACACCUACAUCCAACACACGUGAUGAAAUUGCAGCAAUUAACGACGUGAAUGUCGGCCAUCAAAAAAUUAGCACACCACGUGCGACGAUCCCGGAUGAAGGGGGGAACCGUGAAUUUUCAUAGGUAUGCGGUAGCAUGGCGACUGCAUCCUAUGAAUAAUGCAGUCCCCUGUGCAUGAACCACUCGUAUCUGCUGUUGUCUCUGAUGAUGGGUUCGGACAGGAAUCCGAAACGUCAGGCUAAUAAAGCUCCUGUCCCAGCGAUCGUGUCGCCUCCGUUAAAACAGCCGCUAAUCCAUACUGGGGCUCUAAAGAGUCUCACAGUUUCGAUACCCCUACCCCAGACACAGCGAACCGCAACCUCAACCCCUAACACCUCUACGUUGGCGCGCUGACCUCUGCCCCCAUGCGAGAUUAACGACCUCUAAGUCCACUGUCUGAAGUCCCAUUGAAUCGUCACCCACGCUACCUCCCAACACAGGGAGCUGUAACAGUUUCCCUUCCCCUCCCCUGCCCUAGAUCCUAGCUUAAUUAUGUGCCUACCCCUUUCAUACACUAGUUGCUUGCCUGUCAGUGACUGUCCUGUCGUGCCAACCAAUUUAGUCCGACAAUUUCACUGCCACCUGUUUGUUUCGCCUGACGACGGGUUGGUAUCACCAGCUCGAAACUUCACGAGUACAACUCGAUUUUUUCCGAGGAACCUUCUAUCUUCAUAAUUUUAUCUCGGAAUGCACACUACCUCAGCUAUGCAUACAUAUUUAUAUAUAUAUAUAGGAGAUGGAGCCGACAAAGACAAGGGAGACCGAAAUGGCCAUUUCUGGCUUAUUAGCCGUCAUCAGCCAGUCAUACCCAACCCCAAGUGUGGUCACUUGAGAUUCGAUGAUGACUGAUGAUUGGCUGAUGACGGCUAAUAAGCCAGAAAUGGCCAUUCCGGUCUCCCUUGUCUUUGUCGGCUCCAUCUCAUCUAUGUCUAUUACUAGUCGCCGUGCGACUGCCUGCGAGGGUUCUAGUAUGAGCCCUGAGGCACAACGGAACGAGCAUGUUCCGUAACCUGAUCGGCGAGCGCCCACUGUCAUAAUAUAUAUAUAUAUAUAUAUAUAUAUAUAUAUAAUGGUAGGGGGCGCUCACCGAUCGUUCCUACGGAACCUACUCGUUCCUUUGUGCCUUAAGGGCUCUCUCUCUCGAGCCCAACCAGCAGCCGCACAGCGACGCAUGAUAUAUAGGCAGAAUGGUAUUACCGACAAAGACAAGGGAGACUGGAAUGGCCAUUUCUGGCUUAUUAGCCGUCGUCAGCCAGCCAUACCCAAGCCCGAAGUGUGGAACACCCGAGCCUCCACACUUCGGGCUUGAGUAUGGCUGGCUGACGACGGCUAAUAAGCCAGAAAUGGCCAUUCCAGUCUCCCUUGUCUUUGUCGAUAAUACCAUUCUGCCUAUAUAUCAUGCGCCGCUGUGCGGCUGCUGGUUGGGCUCGAGAGAGAGAGCCCUUAAGGCACAACGGAACGAGUGGGUUCCGUAGGAACGAUCGGUGAGCGCCCCGUCCCAUUAUAUAUUCCCGAUCGAAAACCGACAAGGCAACGAGCUCGUGGCCCGGUGGGUAGAGGCGUGGACUUCUAAACCAACAGGUCGCGAGUUCGAGGCUCGGGUGUUCCACACUUCGGGCUUGGGUAUGGCUGACUGACGACGGCUAAUAAGCCAGAAAUGGCCAUUCCAGUCUCCCUUGUCUUUGUCGGUAAUACCAUUCUGCCUAUAUAUAUAUAUAUAUAUAUAUAUAUAUAUAUAUAUAUAUAUUGAUAUGGGUAAAGAUUCGAGGUCCAGAUAUUGUAUCGCGUUCAUCAUCCCCCGAAGAAGACGAAGAAGAAGAUAGGGCGAAUUCAUGGACCGAGUUAUAUUUGUACUGACGUUUCGGAAACCCUCUCGUUUCCAUCAUCAGAGUAAUGCGUUGACUGUUCCUGCCGAUCUUGAUUGCGUCAGCCUUGAUACCUGCCUGGUAUUAUAUCCGUGCGCGAGGCACGAAAUUUGACCUGCCCGUUCGCCGCCGAUUAGCGUUGACCUCUCCACGAUUGACCGCCGGUCGGCUCCUGCCACUAAUGACCCCUUUUCGGCCGUCGUAAUUGUUGGUGAGCCAGCAUGUUUGUCGGCCUCCCCCUCGUCAGUCAACGGACUGAUCAGUUGUUGGGGCUCAUGUAAGUUGAUCUCAGGCCGAGUGCAUGACCUCAAGGAACUCUCGGCCUUUCUUGAAGGGACAGGUACCGACAAUCCGUGUUCUGUUCCAAGUAAGCGUAUGCCCCGUGUCCAGGAUAUGCAUGGCUACUUGAGACAGGUGUUCUCGCCAUGCAUACCCUGGACACGGGACAUACGUUUGCUUGGAACAGAACACGGAUUGUCGGUACCUGUCCCUUCAAGAAAGUCCGAGAGUUCCUUGAGGUCAUGCACUCGGAUGAAUCGUGCAUCAACCGUCAUAUCGAGUUGGACGCCGCGUACAAAAAUCUCAAGGAGAAAUGGAAGAGACGAGAGCCAAUCGGGAAGGAUUGACGCAAAUAGCGGCCGCUCACGAGCGCAAACGCGAACGAUUAUCGAUUUUUGUGUGCGCGGUCAGAUGUUAACUGUUGCCGGCACAUUUACUCUCAGUCUGCGUCUGACGACGACCUGGGGAACAGGCGUCGAAAAUUCACGCAAUAAAAUACCUUUUCCCAAAGAACGCCUCUGCCUUCAACAUAUAUUUAUGUCAAUAUGCGUGAAGAUUCGGGGUCCAGAUAUAUUACCGUGUUUAUCAUCCCCCGAGGAAGACGAAGAAGAGAAGGCGAUUUCAUGGACCAGAUUGUAUUCAAACUGGCGUUUCGGAAACAAUCUCGUUUCCAUCAUCAGAGUCGGUCGCUGGCGUUUCCUGCUGGCCUUGAUUUGCUCAACCUUGCCGCCUGCCUCGUAUUAUAACCGUGCCCAGCGCACGCACGUUGGUUAGCCUGAUUUCUGUUGGCUGAUUGUGGCCUCUCUGGCAUGAUAUGCUGUAGACCACCGCUGAUUGGUCUGUCACCGGCAGCGGGUCUUUGGGCCUCAUUAUCUGCUGUCUGAUUGAAGAUGCUGGUUUAUGGGCCACACCGAUUCCAAAAGGUUUCAGAACUCUUGAAGUCGUCUCUGAAAAAUUCUUCACAUAGGGGAUCGAGAGCCAGAACGACGAUCGAUCAGCCCGCCGUCUGACGAGGGGGAGGCCAACUAGCACGCCGGCGCGGCGGCAACCACGUCAGGCGUGAGGGAGACACAAGGCACGCCAGUCCGCCAAUGGCUGGAAUCAGAGAGGCCACAAUCAGCCAACAGAAAUCAGGCUAACCAACGUGUGUGCGCUGGGCACGGUUAUAAUACGAGGCAGGCGGCAAGGUUGAGCAAAUCAAGGCCAGCAGGAAACGCCAGCGACCGACUCUGAUGAUGGAAACGAGAUUGUUUCCGAAACGCCAGUUUGAAUACAAUCUGGUCCAUGAAAUCGCCUUCUCUUCUUCGUCUUCCUCGGGGGAUGAUAAACACGAUAUAUAUGUUCCUUGGGGAUAACUAGCGCACUUCUCCCCUCUACCCUUCAUAUUGUGAGUUUCGUUAUGGUAACCAUAAGCGAAUCUAGCUAGUUUUUUCUUUAAAGCAGGUAAGUCAGUAUGAAAACUGAAUUACAAUAAAAGAACUGAGAUGAUAUCUACUGAAACCUUAGUAGUAAGAGAAAAGCACAAGCACUUAAUUUACAGGGGAAAGUACACAGUUGGAUCAAUAACUUCGAUUUUAUUAUAUAGUUUUUUUCACAUGCACUAUGUGUGGCCCACUCAUGAAGAUUCAUGUUGACUAAUUCACAACGAUAGCAACCUCGACGAGGGUGCAACUUGUGACUAAAUAAAGUGCAGACAGGUGAUGCGGCCAAAAGACCCGGUCCCUAAACAGGAGAUGUCGGCUGUUGUCUACCGACUUCAGCGCAGCUGCGGAAUGUGCAACUACGUUGGGGAAACCGGCCGACGGCUGCAAACGUGCAUGCACGAGCAUAAGUUGGCCGUGCGAAGGUUGGACCCAAAGUCGGAGAUAGCAACCCAUGCCGCCCAAAUAGGACACGUCUUCAACUUUGACGCCGUUGAAAUUGUGGGCCGAGGUGAUGAUCAUACGGCAAGGCAGGAGCCUGAAGCCUGGAUGUCUACCGACUGUUCUGUCAACCGCCACAUCAAUAUACCUCGCCCCUAUCUGGUUUUACGUACAUUCUUGACGGGGGGCAGUCACGGCGCAGGACAAUCGGGGCCGUCAAUUAUGGCCGCGGCCGACGAAGACGGGCGGGAUUCAGGUCACGGUGACAUGCGGGUCGGAUGCAGCCACACAGGCGGCAUUGGCUGGCCGGGCCUCAAACAAAGUGCGCCAUAUAAGGAAGGCUGUGUGCAUGACUUCUCAGUCUCUGAAGAUGGGUAGAAGAAACGACUACCCAAAACGUCAGACCUCAAAUACACCUCUCCCGGUGAACGCCUCCUUUUCUUUUGAUAUGCCACCCGGGAAUUGCAUUUUCACCACUAUUAGUGCAGAGUAUACCGUGAGUUUCGUAUGUUCACACCAACACUUAUAUGUGCACAGAAUAAUAUUCUCAUUUUUGUUAUUUUAGUUUUCUAUCAUCCGUUUUUCACAAUGGCACUAUUCAGACGCUGGAAGCAAAUGUCGAAAUAAAGUGCGUAGUCAGACUGGUUUGUCAAUUGGUUUAAUUACCUCUGUCACAGGUCUUUGACUUCUAUAAUUUGAAUGCAUCCAGAAGUUAGACUGAAAUAUGACCGACCCGCCCUCAGAAAUAAACCUCCAGACAUGACAGUAGCUCUUGAACGCGACAAUCCCAGCACAACCCCAACGUCACUGUUGGAUACCAUUCAUGAUGCCUGUGAGGACCGUACCAGUAGAAGUAAACCCCAAUAAUACCAUCCCAUGUUGACGUGCACACUUCUAAGCUGGGCAUUUAUUGCCAAACCAAAAGUCAUUCAAGUGGUGAACAGUGUCCGUACAUCUAGACGUCAUUAUGGAUUACUAUUAUGCCAUAUCAGUAAAAGCAAAUCUUCUCCAUGUUGCCGUACAAAGGGUCUGUUUUCUUUUUCUGCUGCUUCAUGACAUACUUUGUUAUCGAGCAUAUAAGUGAAGUGAACGUGCUUUCAAAAAUAUCCUUUUCGAGGUAGAUGGUCGAACCUCGACUGAGUCAUCGCAGUCCAACAAAUAAAUUAUGGUGGACGCUCUGUUGAAAAUAUAAUUUCCGAGGUCUGUAACCAAAUACAAUCGUCAAUACAACGAAAGUAUGCAGCGGCCAUUAAAACAUAGAUUUCAGGGGGGCGGAUAAGUUUCAGUCAUGCCACUGCAAAUUUCAACCAUUACCCAUUUUAACCCAGUUAAAAACAUCUUUGGUAGAUACAGACCGCCGCUGAAUUCAAGUCGUUGUAAUUACGUCAAUUAUCGUCCAGAAUCAUUCGCAUAAAUAUUACAUAAAGAUGCCUUAACAUUUCCCUAUCCAAUUUGCAUACGUAUUUUAAAGUUUAUUAUGCAGGCGCAUUUUAAUAUUUAUUGCAUCAUGUCGGCAAUUAGUUAUUCCUUCGCUAUUCAUUCUGUGCAUGAAUAUAAAAAAUCCAUGCAUGAUUCUGGUAAUCAUGCAUGGUAAGCAGCGACAAGCAACUACCAAUUAGCGGUCGCCAGAUUUCCCGACAUUGGCAAACUUGAAGUAAUUUUAUCUGGCUUUUGGAGGUUUGAAGACUCAUUAACUGCUUUUGCUGAAGGGCUAUGUUUAAUUAGAUAGCCGUAGUCACCCGUCAGAAUACAAAAUGAAAACGGUAUUUGUUUAACCGGAUUUUCUUCUAUUUUAGAGACAUAGAUCUUCGGCUAAUAAGACCUCUCGUAUUUUGCCGAGAAAAGAUGGUUAUGGAUUUCGUUAAGAAUGUAAGUGUUUUCUUUGGCAUAUAA